Messenger RNA from Phacochoerus africanus (Common warthog), 1717 nucleotides. It is a transcript of the gene KRT35, whose product is annotated as keratin 35. Lineage: Eukaryota; Metazoa; Chordata; Mammalia; Artiodactyla; Suidae. Bases 5 to 1372 code for a protein of 455 amino acids. Gene Ontology annotation, molecular function: structural molecule activity. The record is from RefSeq and is a predicted model, not a curated record. The transcript has 7 exons.
AGCCAUGGCUUCCAAGUGCCUCAAGGCCAGCUUCUCAUCUGGGUCUCUCCAGGUCCCGGGAGGGGCCGGGGGGGCCUCUGCUCGCGUGUCCGCGAUGUACUCCAGCAGCUCUUGCAAGCUCCCCAGCCUCUCCCGGGGGGCCCGGAGUUUCUCCACCUGCUCCGUUGGGCUGGGCCGGAGCAGCUGCAGGGCUGCCAGCUGCCUCCCGGCUCUCUGCCUCCCCUCCGGAGGCUUUGCCAGCAGCUACAGCAUGGGUGGGGGCUGGUUUGGGGAGGGCAUCCUCACGGGCAACGAGAAGGAGACCAUGCAGUCCCUCAAUGACCGGCUGGCCAGCUACCUGGAGAAGGUGCGGCGGCUGGAGCGGGAGAACUCAGAGCUGGAGGGCCGCAUCCGAGAGUGGUGUGAGCAGCAGGAGCCUUACCUGUGCCCCGACUACCAGUCCUACUUCCAGACCAUCGAGGAACUCCAGAAGAAGACCCUGUGCACCAAGGCAGAGAAUGCCAGGCUGGUGGUGCAGAUUGACAAUGCCAAGCUGGCCGCGGAUGACUUCAGGAGCAAGUAUGAGACGGAGGUGUCCAUGCGCCAGCUGGUGGAGUCAGACAUGAAUGGCCUGCGCAGGAUCCUGGAUGAUCUGACCCUGUGCAAGGCUGACCUGGAGGCCCAGGUGGAGUCCCUGAAGGAGGAGCUGCUCUGCCUCAAGAAGACCCAUGAAGAGGAAGUGACCUCCCUGCGCUGCCAGCUUGGUGAUCGACUCAACGUCGAGGUGGACGCGGCCCCCCCUGUUGACCUGAACCGGGUUCUGGAUGAGAUGAGGUGCCAGUAUGAGACCCUGGUGGAGAACAACCGCCGGGACGCUGAAGACUGGUUCAAUACCCAGACGGAGGAGCUGAACCAGCAGGUGGUAUCCAGCUCAGAGCAGCUGCAGUCCUGCCAGGCGGAUAUCAUGGAGCUGAGACGCACGGUCAACGCCCUGGAGAUCGAGCUGCAGGCCCAGCACAGCAUGAGAGAUGCUUUGGAAUCUACACUGGCGGAGACGGAGGCCCGCUACAGCUCGCAGCUGGCCCAGAUGCAAGGCCUGAUCGGCAACGUGGAGGCUCAGCUGGCGGAGAUCCGGGCUGACCUGGAGCGUCAGAACCAGGAGUACCAGGUGCUGCUGGACGUGCGGGCCCGGCUGGAGAGUGAGAUCAACACGUACCGGGGGCUGCUGGAGAGCGAGGACUGCAAGCUCCCCUGUAACCCGUGUGCCCCCGGCCACGCGCCCUCCAAGCCUUGCCUCCCCUGUCUUCCUGCAGCUUCCUGUGGACCUGGUGCAGCACGCACAACCUGUAGCCCCCGCCCCAUCUGUGUGCCCUGCCCAGGGGGCCGGUUCUGAGAGGGCCUAGUCCAGAAAGCCAAGAACUUGGCCUUGGCCUCUGUUCAACUGUAACCCUAAUCCCCAGGAAUUCCCUGUCUUCGUGCUGAGCCUAGGCCCAGGCCUGGCCCUGGGAGGGCUCAGCAAAUUCACGCCUUCACCUUUCUCAAAGCCUGUCGCCAAGGCUGGCCACCCCCGAAGGUCUCAGCACCUUCUCAUUUCAACAGGGGCUAGAACCUCUGUUCUCAGACUCCCUCCUGGCUCAGGUUUUCCUUCUGGGUGCUGUUUCGGUGGGGUCUGAAAUGCAGCAGAGGGCUUCUGUUGGUGCAAAAAUAAAACACGUUUGCUCUGGCUCUCGAUGCCUAA